Molecule: messenger RNA, 1569 nt
Organism: Arctia plantaginis
Lineage: Eukaryota; Metazoa; Arthropoda; Insecta; Lepidoptera; Erebidae
Source: the annotation of a GenBank genome assembly
AUGGUUUUGGCUGAAAGAAGUAAUGAUGUUCGAAACGGGAAGCGGUCAAGGGGGCCAAGCCCCAAUGAUCAUGGUAGUCCAGAUUCAAGUUCAGAAGAUGAGAAUGCUGAGAAAAUUAGAGUGGGUAGAGAUUAUCAGGCAGUGUGUCCAGAACUGGAACCAGUAGAGCAGCGGAGGCCUGAACUAAUAUCUGACAGAGCUUUACUUGUUUGGUCACCUACUUCUGACAUAUCAGACAUCAAACUGGAUGAAUACAUAACUACAGCUAAGGAAAAGUAUGGCUAUAAUGGGGAACAAGCAUUGGGCAUGUUAUUUUGGCAUAAACAUGACCUAAACAGAGCAUCAAUGGACUUGGCAAAUUUCACUCCAUUUCCAGAUGAAUGGACAGUUGAGGAUAAAGUCCUCUUUGAACAAGCUUUUCAGUUUCAUGGCAAAAGUUUUCACAGAAUACGGCAAAUGUUGCCAGACAAAUCCAUAGCAUCUUUAGUCAAGUAUUACUACUCGUGGAAGAAGACAAGAGCACGCACUUCACUCAUGGAUGUGGUUGGUGAAGGUCGCAAUGCUACAGGGUCAGGAACAAGCAAAAGGGAAUCUGGCGCUGGAUCUGAACCUGGAGGAUCUGACAAAGACUCAGAUAAUGAUGAAAAGAAGUGGACUUUCCACCGUGGUAUUGUCCGUGGAGGGAAGCCCCUCGCGGCAGGCGGGGCUACGCAACGCGCCGCGGGCCUGCAAGGCGCCCAGGGCGAGGGCGGCGGCGAGAAUGCGGGCAAGUGGUGCACUGUUUGCGGCAUUCUGUGCACCCAGAUCACGGCGCACAAUUCGCAGAAGUUGUGUCAGGCAUGCCUCGUGCACGCCAGACGUACGGGGACAAUGAGACCGUUGUGCGGACCGUCCGGGCGCCGUGGUCCAGGUUCGAAACAGCAGCGAUACAAGCACCGGCUACCGCGCGGCAUAUACAUCAAUCACGAUGAUCUCGUCGCAAUGGCCUCCGGCCCCCAGCCUGGCGAUCCUCCGCAGCCCGGGCUUGUCAAUCAGGGCGAAGCUAUGCUCAAAGCUAUGGACAGAGAAAUUAUAUCUCUAAAGAGACAAGUGCAACAGAACAAACAGCAGUUAAGCGCAAUGAAACGCAAGGUUGGGGACUCUGGCGUGGAAGAGUUGAGGCCUGGCGAGCCGCCCGCAAAGAUUAAUUCGCGUUGGACUAACGAUGAAUUACUUAUGGCAGUCACGGCUGUUCGAAAAUACGGACGAGAUUUCCAAGCUAUUGCUGACACCUUGGGCACAAAGACUGAGGCGCAUGUACGCUCCUUCUUUAUUUCAUACAGGCGUCGCUACAAUUUAGACGCAAUGGUGAGAGAGCACGAUGCAGAACGCGGCAACGCACAUCACAUACAAGCUGGUACCACUGAGUCAGGAGAAACAGGAUCAGACAAUGGCAAUAAUGGAACGAGUUCCCCACAGACUACAAAAGAUGAAAAGAUGGAGGUAGACAGCGAGGGGGUGGCUAUUGGCGCUUCGGCGGAAGCAGGUGGUCCCCCAACAACUCCUCCGAAGCACAAGCCUUCCAAGUGA